Molecule: messenger RNA, 2581 nt
Organism: Paramacrobiotus metropolitanus
Lineage: Eukaryota; Metazoa; Tardigrada; Eutardigrada; Parachela; Macrobiotidae
Product: serum response factor homolog
Exons: 5
Coding region: 1400-2248 (282 amino acids)
Biological process (GO): positive regulation of transcription by RNA polymerase II
Molecular function (GO): DNA-binding transcription factor activity, RNA polymerase II-specific; protein dimerization activity; RNA polymerase II cis-regulatory region sequence-specific DNA binding
Source: RefSeq, a predicted model, not a curated record
GAAGCUGCCUAAUAUCUGCCACUGGCCAGAAACGCGCCAAAGAGUUUUUUCGGCAGCGUUUGUCUAUACAGAUACAGCGCGGGAAUGCGAUAUGCGUUAUGGGCACGAUUCCCGAGCAGGACAGUAUAGAAGAGUUUUUCUUGUUGUGAUUGGGGUGUAUCUGCCGCGGAUGAUUGUUUCAUGCUUGUUGAUUUUUGAGGGUUACGGUGUGUUAUAGUGGGUUUUAUUGUCAAAUCGGAAUCUUUUCAAUGCCGUUGCAGAUGUAAACUACAAAGCAACGCAAUAAACGACUACUCCGGCUCACCAUUUCCGGUUCGUAAAAACCAUGGCAGGCGAUUCGUUGCAGUUGACGUGAUGCAAAGUGACCGGUAUUGCAGGCAAAAUGUAAUCAUUAAAGGAGGCGGCAUAUAAUACACGCUGUUGACUCGGACAACUGGACGGAUGGCGAGUGGUGUUGCCGUGUAUGAAAGAGAAUUCAUAUCGCAGAAACCGACGGUAUUCCGGCAUCGACCCUGGACCGGUGCUUAUUUGCAUAUUUCUUUGGCCACAGAACGUGACAACCCGGGAAAAUUACCGAACAUUGCUGUGUUAUCUCCACAAUCGUCCAAAAUCCCAUAUUUGAAAACGGUGAGCAAUUGCACUUCAGUCAACAGAUUGGUCAAUUUGCGGAUCAACACACUCCAUUGACUGCCUAAGUGGCCGCACUAGACUAAUCAGGCGCAGACGGAUCAACACCCUGUUGAUACAACGCUUUUUAUCGCAUUCAACCGAAUACCCACUCGAAAUCCCAUUGGCCCAUUCAGUAUUACCGCGCGGCAUUGUACGUACGGAUUGUCACCAUUCAAUCCGAACGUAACGAAACUGCCUACUUACCGAAAAAUGUUAGUUUUUCCAAUGAGUUUUUGUGUUCCUUGUGUUAUUUGAUCGGAGCCCAUCUGAAAUAAUUUUUGCUCAUUCGGGCUGCUGAAUACACACUUCGCCGUAAAGGAAGUAGUCCUAACUCAGCCGGCGUAGCACGGCAAGUGUUUACUCGGCGCAUUCUGGCAACCUGUUGCGAAUUGAUUUAAUCCGGCCCACUCUUGAUUAUCAUCCGAUGGGCAAACAUGAUUCUGAUAUAAAAGAGGUAGAACGGGAUUUUUGCGUCGCUUGUCUGCUGUAUCGUGCUGGCGCAUUGAGUGUGGCAUGCUGAGCGGCGUUCGGCGGCAAAAAGAUUUAUUUCAAUCUGGAGCGCUCGAUCUGUGCCACACCACGGAGGCGGUAUAACACACCGUGCGAUCGUUGAAACAUAAUCACUGCGCCAAACCAGUGCACUCAACGUCAGCACGGUCGUCUCCACCCCCGCCGAUUUCCCCCCCGCGUUCUCCUUAAUGCCAGUCUGAUCUCCACACCCAGCCUCACCAUGUCCAGUUCCUCGCCGGCCCAUCCGGCCAAGAAAUCCUCUAAUAAAGCCCCGGGUACCCACAGCAGCGCCGCCGUGUCGUCCGCGGGGUCCGCCGCGUUCCCCUCGGCCCCUGGGGGCUCCCUCAUGCGGGUGCCCCUGCCCUCCGUCACAGGCAUCGCCCUGCCGAACCCCCACCUCGAGCGCCUGGGGAUUCCGGAGGGUCUGCCGGGGAUCCAGCUGACGGCGUCCACCGCCCCCACGCUGCAGGUAGGCAGCACCCAGGGGAAACUGAAGACGGCGCACGGGAAGAAGACCAAGGGCCGGGUGAAGAUCAAGAUGGAGUUUAUUGAUAAUAAACUGCGGCGGUAUACCACGUUCAGUAAACGGAAAGCGGGACUGAUGAAGAAGGCGUAUGAACUCUCCACACUAACCGGGACGGAGGUGAUGCUGCUGGUCGCCUCGGAGACCGGCCACGUGUACACCUUCGCCACCCGCAAACUGCAGCCGAUGAUCACCAGCGAGGCCGGGAAGGCGCUCAUCCAGACCUGCCUGAAUUCGCCCGAUCUGCCCAGCGGAUCCGACGGGCACGCCGACUCCCCGGUGGAGCACCGGAUGAACCUCAACGGCACCUUCGACGAGGACCUGGGCAUGGGCGGCGCCGAUGAUUUCGACGAUGAGUACAUGGAUUCCGGCGACUCGGACGACGCCGCAUCCCCGCAGACAGCGCGCCUCAACGGCGAGCAUGUCGGUGGUUAUGGACCGCCGGGGAAUGUGGAUUACGGGAGUCUCUCGGGGUUCGAGGGCUAUGCACAUCCGGAGGAGGCGGGAUACUACGCCAACGUGCCUAGGGAUAAUGCUCAUCGAUGAGGGAGUUUUUUUCUGGAGAAAAAUGAUUCUCUGUGCAUUGUAAAGUGGUUUAUACUUUUUACAGUCGAAUUUGUUCGGUUUUUUCUUUCUUGUGACAUUUUUAUGUCUUUAAUUGUUAAGGCAGUUAAGCAGAUGGGUUUUUCGUGGCGCUAGUCCAAAGAUUUUGCUGUAAUCUGAUUAGCGGAAUUUGAUUGGAUUUGGUGUUUCUUGCUGAAGGUUUUUCCUGACAGCAUUUUCAAAAUUCUUGGAGCACGGAAUAAUUUGAUUCGAAUUUUAUUCUGUAACGUACGAGUCGGUACGACUACGAGUACUUAUAAAACAGGCAGCAUCGUA